Molecule: messenger RNA, 1960 nt
Organism: Paraphaeosphaeria sporulosa
Lineage: Eukaryota; Fungi; Ascomycota; Dothideomycetes; Pleosporales; Didymosphaeriaceae
Product: Metallo-dependent hydrolase
Exons: 3
Coding region: 73-1797 (574 amino acids)
Biological process (GO): inosine biosynthetic process; adenosine catabolic process
Molecular function (GO): adenosine deaminase activity
Source: RefSeq, a predicted model, not a curated record
CUUACCGCGGCUCCCAGGCUGCACCAUCUAACAUCAUUCCAGACGCCACGAGCCAUCGGAGACACGGGCACGAUGGCCUCAGCGACUGACGAUGAGUGGGAGCGGGCCGAGGGUGUCCCCAGCCUCACCGACCCCUUCAUCCAGAAGUACCUCUCCGGCCGCGAUGCCCUCGUGCAGCAAGAGAAGAAGCAGCGUAGCGACUACUACUUCCGAGAGAACCUGUCGCCCACAGCCCAGGAAGCCUGCGCCAUCGUCUCCCAGAUCCGCUUCGAGGAGCAACAGACCCUCUGGACCAAGGACUAUGAAGACAGCCUCGCCAGCAACUACGUCGACGUGUUUCCCGGCAUGAUGUUCAAUCUAGCCAAGGAGCGCAUGGAAAAGAGCAGGCUGUGGAAGAUUGUGCGCAAGAUGCCAAAGGGCGCCCUGCUGCACUGCCAUCUCGAAGCCAUGGUCGACCUCGACUGGGUCCUCGAGGAGGCGUUUGCUACCGAUGGUGUUUGCGUGCGGAGCGAUGCCCCGCUGUCAAGUGAGCAGGCCCGACUGAAAACCGGCUUCUCCUUUACCUACAGCAAAGCCAGCGCAAACAGCGGCGUUUCCAUCUGGAGUGACGACUAUGCCGCAAACACGCAGAUUCCGGUAGCGACAGCAGCAGACAACUUCCCAGAUGGCGGACGCAGAGGCUUUGUCGAGUGGAUUCGCUUGCGCACAUCCAUCACCCCAGAAGAGCACCUAAAGCAGCAUGAGGGGCCCAACGAGGUGUGGCGGAAAUUUAUGUCAUGCUUUCCCAUCCUGGGAUCCAUCAUCUAUUACGAACCAAUCUUCCGCAAGUUCAUCCGCAAGUUGUGCCAGCAGCUGUUGGAAGACGGAACUUACUAUGUCGAUUUGAGAUCUGCCUUCUACACACCGUAUCGCAGUCUCGGCAAAGAAGAGUGGGAUGCAGACUUUUUCAACAUGCUUGAACAUAUCGAAGAUGAGGUUGAGAAGUUCAAAGCAUCCGCAGAGGGCAAAGACUUCUGGGGCGUGCGGAUGAUCUGGACUACAGUCCGUGCCUUUGACAACCGCACAAUUGUGAACAGCAUGAACCAAUGUAUCGAGAUGAAAAUCGAGUUCCCUGAGCUCAUCGCCGGCUACGAUUUCGUUGGUCAAGAAGACGUGGGCCGCCCGCUCGCCGACCUUUCGCCGUUGCUCUUCUAUUUCCGCAAGAAGUGCGCAGAAUCUGGCGUCGACAUCCCUUUCUUCUUCCACGCCGGCGAGACUCUCGGCGACGGUGACUCCGUGGACGAGAACCUUUUCGAUGCCAUCCUCCUCGGCACUCGGCGCAUCGGGCACGGCUUCUCCCUCUACAAGCACCCUCUCCUCAUCGACAUGGUCAAAGAGAAGAAGAUUUUGAUCGAGUCCUGCCCCGUGUCGAAUGAAGUGUUGCGUCUCUGUGGUAGCAUCAUGUCCCACACACUGCCGGCAUUGCUAGCCCGUGGGGUACCGUGCAGUUUGUGCAACGAUGAUCCUACAAUCCUGGGACAGGGUGUCAGUGGGAUGAGCCAUGAUUUCUGGCAGGCGCUCCAGGGCUGGGAGAACUUGGGUCUAGAAGGUCUGGGUUCGCUAGCAGAGAACAGCGUCCGAUGGGCCAGUCUUGAAGACUACUCGCAGAAAGAAUGGGUGCAGGCCAUCAAAGACGGCAGUACGGGCAAGGGUAUACGGGCGCAGAGAUUGAAAGAGUGGGCAACGAGAUGGGAAAGGUUUUGUGCGUGGAUAGUGGAUGAGUACGGCGCUGACGAGAACACGAAUCCUGAAGAAUAAGAUUCUCUAGUUGUUGUUGGGAGCAGAGGUUCUUCAACAGUAAGAAUGAGGGACUCUUGGUUCACGCUUCACCAGCGCGUGUAGUCUUUCUGUUGUUUUGAUGCAACAGUAUGUAGAGCCAGAAAAGCUUCAACGCUACGAAAUUUAAAGACGAAUACUUCCG